Molecule: messenger RNA, 687 nt
Organism: Laccaria bicolor S238N-H82
Lineage: Eukaryota; Fungi; Basidiomycota; Agaricomycetes; Agaricales; Hydnangiaceae
Exons: 6
Coding region: 1-687 (228 amino acids)
Biological process (GO): RNA splicing
Cellular component (GO): precatalytic spliceosome
Source: RefSeq, a predicted model, not a curated record
AUGUCAUCUCGUCCAGACCGUCGGAGACGCGAACGCAGCUGGGAAAAGGAGGACAGAGACAGAGACAGAUAUCCAAGAGGCGGCGGACGAGGCGGAUCCUAUCGCGGCGACGACCGCGGUCGCAGGCGUUCCAGCAGGUCACGAAGUCCGCCCCGUAGGAGUGGGCAAGGCCACUCCCAUUCCGACCGUCGGGACUAUAGACGAGACAACGACGAUGACCAUCGUGGUGCCAGCGAACGAGACAGAAGACAUGAGGACAGAAGAAGAGACGACAGGAGCCAUCGUGAUCACGACCACCGUGACACGAGGCGAGAGCCACCUCGGAAAGACGAUUCUCAGGACCGUCCUGUGGAUGAACGAGACUCCAGAGCGGAGGACCGUCCCACAAAGGCAGAUGCAGUAAGGCCUCAAGGCGGCGCCCCGUCAGCUAUGCCGCCUCCUCGCUCGCGCCCAAAUCUCGACCCGGAUGCACCAGACAAUGAGAAUGAAGAAGGAGAGGAGAUGGACGCUGACGACGACGAUGCUGGCAUGAUGGCUAUGAUGGGGCUCAAUGGCUUUGGAUCAACCAAGGGAAAGCCUGUGGCUGGUAAUCAAGAAGGUGCUGUUGACAUCAAGAAAAUAAGAACUUGGCGACAAUACAUGAAUAGGCGCGGAGGUUUCAACAGACCACUGGACAAGAUCAAGUAG